Molecule: messenger RNA, 2530 nt
Organism: Mucor mucedo
Lineage: Eukaryota; Fungi; Mucoromycota; Mucoromycetes; Mucorales; Mucoraceae
Exons: 15
Coding region: 49-2496 (815 amino acids)
Cellular component (GO): cilium
Source: RefSeq, a predicted model, not a curated record
UUUUUCGUCCUUUUUCCCUUCUUUUAAUAUAUAUAUAUAAAAAAAACGAUGGAAUCUAUUCCUUUUGAGAUUGCUCAUUGCUCAUCAAGUGAACAGGAUUAUGAACCUGAACAUCUCCUUGAGUCUAAUGCAGGAAACAACUCAGAUCCUUUCCAAAACGUCAGUCAUCGUGGUUGGCAGACACAAAGGUUUCCAGAAUAUCCACAGGAUUUAAUUUUACGAUUUAAAUCAGGACUUUGUCGUAUCUCUAAAGUUCAGAUACUAUCACAUCAUUACAAGAUUGCUUCUCGCAUUGAUCUUUAUAUUGGCAUCACAAAAGAGCAAGAACAUGAUUCAAUGUCUGUUCAGUUUACAAGACUGGGAUUUGUGGGGCUUGCUAAUAACGAUAGAUUUCAAGACCGGGAGCUCAAGUCGAUCAAAAUCCAGGCGGAUUGUGAAUACAUCAGACUUGUGAUUAAAGGUUGUCAUGAGAACAAAUUAAAUAUUCACAAGCAGGUUGGCCUAUUAGCAUUGAAUAUUCUUGGUCAUGCCGUUUGUUUGGAUGAGCUUGCGUCGGCUGAGCAAUAUCGUCACCAAAGUAUCACAAACGAGGUGCAACAAAGAUCGACACUACACCACGAUUUUAAUUUAGAACAUUGGAUUCAAGUGAUCCAAAAUGCAGAAGAAGAAUCUGCUCAAGAUGAAGACUUUAAAGAGGCAAAGAUUUACAAGGAAUUGGGUGAUAGAUUGACGGGACUUUAUAAAUUCUUGGUCGAAUUGGAGAAUGACAAACAUCAAGCCGUGAGUGCAAAAGAUUACGACGAAGCGGAUAAAAUCAAGGCAGAUAUGGUUCAGGUCAGACAAAAUGCUGAAUCUCUCUUGAAACAUUCCGGGAUCCAAAUCACGAGAGAUGGCGAUAUUUUGCCCUUUGAUACCAUGAACAGUUCCUCAAUUUAUAACAGUGAAGAGGAAGACAUGAUGGAGAAUGCUAUCCCUGAUUUACAAUCCCUUGAUGUUUCUUCCCCAGAAUCAAAGCUAAAUCAAUCUUCUUCCGCUCAUCCGGAUCAAUUAUUAGAUGAAGCUAUUGCUAACUGGACUAGUUUUGAUGCCUUGUCUAUUAAUAAGAAUGAUGAAGGAAGUCCAUCCUUGUUGUCUGCAACCAUUCCUAUCCAACAAACUGAGAAAAAGGUAGUGGUAGAGAAGCAAAUAGUGGACCCUGAAACAAUUCCAGAGCCUUUAUCAGAUGAUGAUAUUGAAUCUUGUGAGUUACCCAUUGAGCAAUUCGGUCAAGAUCUGGUUGCCUGCAUCAUGAGUGUAAAGGUUAAAUGUAGACAAAUCGGGUUAAAUGAAUUAUCCCUGUUGAUUGGGCAAAAGGAGGAUCAAGAUUUAGAGUUUAUCCAAGCAUCACUCCUAAUGAUUGGUGAGGCGGUAACAGAUUCAAGAGAAUCCAUCUUUAACCAAGCUAUUCAAACCUGGAAAGAACUAGAAGACCAAUUAUUAGAACAUAGUAACAGCAAAAUUCUUAAUUGGAUUGAAAAGUUCUUCACUCGUGUACUCAUUAGAACGAGUGAUAAUAAUCCUGGAAUCAAAAUUACGGCUACCAAAAGUAUUCUGGAACUCAUUGAAACAUACACAUCCUUAACCCCUCUUUGCUUUAAGGAGCGUAUGAUCCGAAACAUGAAGGAUGCAAAGGCUCGUAUUGAUUUGAUUAUGGUUAUUGUUAAAAAGACACUUAUCCCUCGUUGGAAGACCGAUGCGAGCUUUCAUCGAAAGGAUGUCAUGACAUUUAUUGCUUCCUACUUGAAAAAUCACCCUCAUGCAGAUGUUCGAAAGUCUACUUGGGAUCUGUUAGUUGUAGUUGCACAACAUCAGCAAGGCGCCGACUUUAAGGCUAUCUGCACCUUUUUGGAAAAUGACACAGUAAAACUACUUAGCCAGGAAUUAAAGAAGUCUGAAAAGAAAAAGACAAUCAUGUCCUCUACUUCUACCACUGUAAAUGAAUUGAGAGCUUUAGCUGUGAAAUCAAAUACUUCAUCCAAGUCUGCAAAGAAAAACGACAAAAAACCUGCAAGUAGUACGGGCUCAACGAAAAAGGCUGCUGCAAAGGCACCAAAAAUUAUUGAGGAAGAGGACGAAGAAAAAACAAACGUGUGCAUCUUUUGUGAUGAAGAAGAUGCUGAUUUCAACGAAGAUACUCUUAUAUCACAUUACUAUAACGACUGUCCCGUACUGACAAACUGUCCCAUGUGUCAAAUUGUUGUAGAAGUAUCUACCAUGAGAGAUCAUUUGAGAAAAGAUUGUGAACGCAAGCAUCUAGUUAAGCCAUGCACUCACUGCCGAGAAUCGAUUCCUGUAGAACAAUGGUUACAACAUACCCAAAAAAAGACGUGUACAGCUACAUCGCCACAACAGUAUCGUUGUCCAUAUUGUCAAAAAGAUAUGAGCAAAGCUAACGAAACUGACUGGAAAUCUCAUUUGGUGUCAACAUGUACCAAAAACCCACGCAUGCCCAAAUAAUCGAAUAUUUGAAUUUAUUUAUUUAUUAUUAUAC